GGUUCUUGGUUUGUUCCACUCCGCCCCACUUUCAAUGGGUUGCUAGGCGACGGUAGUCAGGUGACUGUCUGCAGACAGAACAUGGCUGAUCUGUCAGAAGACCAAUGAGGGAAAGGCCAACAUUUAGCAUAAUCGAGCUUAUUUCCUGCGUCGUUUCUGACCACAGUGGAGCGUCGUGGGCAGCGGUUGACCAGAGUUCUUCAAGAUGAGCGGGUUGCCGGAGGGAUUAGCAAAUGGCAGAAGCGAACCCCUUGGGAACGAUGCUCAGAUUUGGGAAAGACCCUGGACUCUUGAAGAGAUGCGGCGGAGCAGUGCCGACUGGUCCCUGGCAGCUGACUCAGGACUCUUCCUGUUCCUUCAAGACUUCUCUCAGAGAAUGCUGUCGAAGACACAUGACAUUGAAAAGCAGUUGGACAGUUUGAUCCGUGACACCAAAGCCACAGAUAGCUGCUUGCACUCUGUCUUUAAUGACUUCCUCAUGCUUUCCAAUACACAGUUUAUAGAAAAUAGAGUGUACGAUGAAGAGGUUGAAGAGACUAUUCCCAAGACUGAUGCCUUGGAGAAUCAGCCUGAUCAGGUAAAAACUCGAGAGCAGAAAGAAGCGGAGUUGAUCCCUAAGAUGCAGGAAGCAGUAAGCCAUGGUCUGAGGGUGCUGGAGUCGGCCUUCGAGCAUCUUGACAUCAAAGCGGGAAACUCUGAUUCAGAGGACGAUGAGGUCACAGACAGAGUGGAUGCCAUUCUGGAGCCUAAGGAUCUCUAUGUGGAUAGACCACUUCCAUAUCUGAUUGGUUCCCAGGCCUUCAUGGAACAAGAGGAGGUUGGACUUGGUGACCUCUCCAGUGAUGAAAUGUCAGUUGACAGUGACAGAGACAGCGUAAUUGAGAGCGAAGAUGGCAAAGAAUCAGUUCGCUCAGAUGAUGACUUCAACCAGGAGGAGGACGAAGGCCACAAAAGUAUUCAGAAGAAGUCAUCCAUGUUGAGUUAUGAGGAAGAGGAUGAUGAAGAGGAUGAGGAUUCUGACAUUUUUGCAGAAUCAGACAGGGAUGAGGAUGACGACAACGACAGCACGAAGAACACUGGCACAUCGUCUUUUGCUGAUGAGCUGGCAGCCCGGAUCAAAGGGGAACCAGUUAGUAAACCAGAGGGAGAUCGCACGUCAUUGUCAUCUAAGAAGAAAAGUAAAGGCAGGAAAGGACCAAAGCCUGCAAAGCCACAGGCGGCUGACGAGGACAGUGAUGACAUGUUUAAGCCACCGAAGAUGGAUGAUGACGACUUCUCCCCAUUUGGAGGGAAAGGAGGCCUCUUCAGUGGUGGGAAAGGCCUAUUUGACGACGAUGAGGAGGGGGAUCUUUUCUCCGAGGCUCCAAAACCUCCUACGUCCGAAGACAAAAAGGUGCUGAAUGAAAGCAUGAGAAGCACAUCUCAAACUCCAAAAUCGGACAUAUCGGGAAAGAAGAUUCCAGCAGGUGGCGUUUCAAUAUUCCCAGACGACAGCCUGUUCCCUUCAGGGCUCGACUCUGACUCAGUGACGAGCAAGGAAAACGGGACUCGAGUUCCUAAGACCAAUGCUGCCUCCACUCCUGCUCCGGCGGGGGCUGCUUUUGGUGAAGGAGCAGGUGGGCUGUUUGAUGAUGAGGACGAGGAGGAUGACUUCUUCAGCGGUAAAAGCCUGAUAAAGUCUGACUCCGCUGGACACAAGACACCUAAGAAAGCUAUUGAUCUUUUCGACGAAGACGAUGGCGACAUAUUCGGUGAGAAGUACAUUGCUCGGACGCCGGCACAAAGCAAGAAGGAGUUAGUGGAGGAGCAGGUUAAACCACCUGAGAAAAAGAUGCCAGCAGGCGCAAUCUCUAUGUUUGGACCAGGGACGCAAAGCUUGCUCAAUGAGAGCCUGAAGAAAUGUCAGCCGACUCCCAGCGAAGCGUCUGAGAAAUCUAUGGAGAAUGGACCGGCUCCAGAUCAUACUAAGGCUGCUGUGAAGCAGACCCAGAAGCCUCAGAUGAGAGGCCUCUUCUCUGAUGAUGAAGACACACAGGGAUCUCCCAUUAAGAGCCAGUCUAAGCCUGAGCCUACAAGCCAGGGCAAAACCAGCAAGGCGCCUCUGUCAUUAUUUGAUGACGAGGAAGAAGAGGACCUGUUUGCUUCCGCUGCAAAGUCCAAAGCAAAACCUCAUCAGACAAAAGCCUCCACACCGCAACCCAGCAGAGCCGUGUCCAGCUCCCUCUUCAGUGAUGAUGAGGACCAGUGGGUGAGUUCUAUAAAUAGUGCGGGGAAGUCAGAAGUAAAGGCAGGAGGGAUGAAGACCAGCGUCAGCGCUCCCUCUGGUCUCAUCGCUGCCAAAAUCUCUCACAAAAGCAGCCUCUUUGACAAUGAUGACGAGGACGACCUGUUUGCUCCAGCGACAGAGUCAAGCCAGCGGAAACCUCAGAGGGUCGCCCUGUUGUUUGAAGAUGAGGGUGACGACGAUGCAGAUACGGGAUCCCUCUCUGGCAUCAAACCUGCUCUCAACACAAACACCGCAGCCUCAGCGGCUAAAGCCUCUCAGUCGUCCUCCCUGUUGGAGGAGUCAGAAGAAAAGCCUUCAGCGCAGAAGACCCCUGAGCCGCUCCCAUCGGCGCCCUCGACAGACAUCGGCGAGAGUAAAAAGAAGCCUGCCGGGGGGUUCAGUCUUUUCGGCGGCAUUGACGUUCUGGCCAGCAGGCAGACAAAGACCCCGUUGGAUGAAGACGGCCUCCUUUCUGAAGACGACCCACCGCCCAAUGUCAAGAAGGAGGAGAAAGUCAAAACAAACGCUGUUAGUCUGUUCGAUGAUGAAGAGGAAGAUGAAUCCGAUUGGAAUGAGCCAAUAUUCACACCCAGUAAACCCGCAUCGAGCAGCACUCAAAAGCUCGCAGAGGAUCGGCCACAGACGACAAGCACAGGUGUGUUCCAGGAUGAGGAGCUGCUGUUCAGUCAGACGCAGCAGAAGGACAACGACCCAGAUGUUGACCUGUUUGCCCCCUCGGGGAAAGCUGAGAGCUCUAAGCUGAGCUCCGAGAAGCCAGCGACAACAAGUCUGUUCGCAGAAGACGAUGAGGACGACCUGUUCGGCUCCGUCAAGACGAAGACUCCUCCUCCGAAAGUAGCGGAGAAGCCCAGUAGACCUGAUGACAGAGCGCCACUCGCAAGUCCCGAAGCUGCAACCGAGAUUCAGAAGCCUGCACCAAACCCUGUAAAACCUAAAGAUUCCUCAUCAAGGAUUGGGAAACUUCAAGCCAAUCUGAUGAUCAACCCCGCCGCGUUGCUCCCUGGUGCUUUCCCCGGCACAGCUCCUAGUUCCUCCUCUAAGGUUUCCAACUCCAGCCUGAGCCCCGGCCCUGCCACAACUCCUACAGGAGCCCAAACGGACCUCGAGGGAGGGUUGAAUUUCAACGACCCGAUUCAGGUUACAACAUUGCAGAGCGCGCACAAGAGUCGUGCCAAAGGUUCUGUUCAGAGGAGACCCCAGUCCAGAGCUGCGAGGCAGCAAGCAGCCCAAAGAGCUUUACUGGAUAAAGGAGUGGCCGAGGGUGGAGACGUUCCAGGGCCCAAUCCGAGCCUGCCUGCUUUAGCAUUCCCUCCACCAGAUAAAUCCAGCCAGACACAGGCCGGUCCGAUAUUACCGAGCUUGGCUGAACCCGCUCGCCCGCCCGCCUCCUCGCCUUCUCCUUCACCUUCAUCCCUCUCUGAAGUCUCCUCCACGGCGCCGGUACCGAAGCUGCCCGUGUCCACAAACGGCGGAAAGAAAGACAGCAGCAGUACCAAAGUGCUUCCGUCUCCUGGUGAGGAGGACAUUUUUGCCUCUGACAGUCUGUUUGGGGCCACUUCAGUCACUAACACGCCCUCCGCCAAGACGACGCAACCUCAGGCCAGCGGUGGGGUGGGAGUGAAGACAGACGGAGACAAAAGCACUCUCCCAUCCAUUUUUGAUGCCAACACGGGUGACCUUUUCCAGAAGGUCAAACCCAGGUCAGCAAAAAAAAAAGCCGUGGCCACGUCCUUUUUGGAGGAAGAGGACGACGAUGAGGACAUCUUUGGAGUGAGCAACAGCUCCGCUCACACCUCCACGGGUAGUAAAGGAAUCAAAAGCAGCAGUAGUUUUUCAAAGGAGAACAUCUUCCAGGAUGAAGUUUCCACGGUGCCUAAAGUUCUCAAGAAGCACAAAGAGAAGACCCUUGAUGCCAGCUUGUUCGAUGACAACAUAGACAUUUUCGCUGAUCUGACGGACACUUUGAUACCAAAACAGAAGUCCAAGACGAAAGUAGAGACCAAGUCAAUAUUUGAUGAUGACAUGGAUGACAUCUUUGCACCCAGCAUCGUAAAACCAGUCACGAAGGCUCCCCAAAAGUCAAAGAAAACCCCACUUCCUCAGGAGACCAGUACGGCUGCGGAUCCAAGCAACACAUUUGAAGAUCCACUUAAUGCUCUCGGUGGGAACUGAACUGUUGUUUCUGAUUCGCAAGACUUGUAUAAUUAUGGAUUCAUUUCUUUUGCCAUUUGGAGGCUGUAAGAUUGGAGAUCGGAAACACUGUUGAUUAUUUAUUAAUUUGAAAUCUUAUAAAUACUGGGGCUUAUUUUUGCCAGAUAUAGAUUUUAAAAUGCAAAUUAUUACAAGCAUCUUCUGACAGCACUUCCAAAAUCAUCUCAGUUCAGAUCAUAUUAUGUAACAGUUACAAUGUACUGUUCACCUUUAUAAUACAUAUUAGCACUUUAUCAGCAACGGCUACCAUAUGCUUUGUCUCAAAGCAUGCAGAAAUUAACAGUAAUUUGUUUUAAAUGUCUAUCAUUUGGCUUUUCCAUGUUGAGAUUAUAUGUUUUUGGAUUUGCACCAUAUAGCUAUAAGAAAUUAGUGUACUUACUGUUAGGCAUUUUGACAAUGUUUUUAUUGAAAAGAAAUUGACGAAUUUCUUAACUUUGCCUGUGAUGAAAAUGGACAUUUUUAAUAACUAAAAAUAAAUAUUUUCUAUCUGAAAUGA
Gasterosteus aculeatus aculeatus (three-spined stickleback) is the source of this 4994-nucleotide messenger RNA. RefSeq names its product WASH complex subunit 2C (gene washc2c). Gene Ontology annotation, molecular function: retromer complex binding; phosphatidylinositol phosphate binding. The record is from RefSeq and is a predicted model, not a curated record. Lineage: Eukaryota; Metazoa; Chordata; Actinopteri; Perciformes; Gasterosteidae. Gene Ontology annotation, cellular component: WASH complex; early endosome. Gene Ontology annotation, biological process: protein localization to endosome; retrograde transport, endosome to Golgi.